CCGCCCAGAGCCGGCGAGAGGACGCUGGAGGGCGCGCCAGUCGCCGCGGCGUGGCCUGGUGGGGGCGAGCCGGCCAUGGAGGACGAGCAGAGCUUCUCAGACAUCUGCGGGGGCCGCCUGGCCCUGCAGCGGCGCUACUACUCCCCGUCCUGCCGGGAGUUCUGUCUCAGCUGCCCUCGGAUCUCGUUGCGCUCGCUCACCGCAGUCACCUGCACCGUGUGGCUGGCGGCCUACGGACUCUUCACGCUUUGCGAGAACAGCAUGAUCCUCUCUGCUGCCAUCUUCAUCACCCUCGUAGGCCUGCUCGGGUACCUCCAUUUUGUGAAGAUUGAUCAGGAGACUCUGUUAAUCAUUGAUUCCCUUGGCAUCCAGAUGACCUCAUCCUAUGCCUCAGGCAAAGAAAGCACCACCUUCAUUGAGAUGGACAAGGUGAAGGAUGUGGUCAUUAAUGAGGCUAUUUACAUGCAGAAAGUGAUUUACUACCUCUGCAUCUUAUUGAAGGAUCCGGUGGACCCACAGGGGAUAUCCCAAGUAGUACCUCUCUUCCAGAGUGCCAAGCCCCGGCUGGACUGCUUGAUUGAAGUAUACAGGAGCUGCCAGGAGAUCUUGGCACACCAGAAAUCCACGUCAGCCAGCCCGUGAGUCCCAGCAUUAGUGAUCAGUAUUAUCUCCCAGGGGAGGUGACUCCUCAGCCACAGCGACUGGUUUAUUUUCCGGAUUCUAAACCAUCCAACCAAGUGGAUGCAGGCCCAGAAACCAGUCUGGAUGCGGCGGAUCCCAGAGCCGUAGAGCAGGUGACUGGAAACCUAACUUACCGUGCGAUGCGGCGGAAAAUAUUUAUGUAUAUUUUCGGGUUUCCCCUGUCAGGUUUUGUGUACUUUACCAACUGAGGGGAGACCUCGAAACCAUACGUCAGAAGUAACACUGACAAAGAGCACUUUGUGAAAUUCCUGAGCACAUUCAAGUUUACUUUUUGUUGCAAUUUGUGGAGCAAGAUAAUGGGAAGUCGAUUAUCAGAUCUCUUGAGAAAGGUAAUUUCCAAUUGCACUACCCCUGUAUAAAAGUUAAGAGAGGGAGGGAAAAAAAAGCCCUUCAGGUACUGGUUGGUAGGAGGAAAAUGUCCUACAAAAGAUGAGCCUCUGUCCAUCUAGCGCCCAUACAGGGUUAGCUUAUGAUGAUUCUCUUAAUAAGCAGAUCUCUUUCCAAAACAUACAAGGAAUUGCUUGGUUCAGGCAGCUGCUUUUUAUUGACAGACUUGAUCAUGGCAUUUCAGUCACGGGGGUUAAGCACAUUAAUACUCUCGUUACUCAGCAUUGUCUAUGGUUUCAAAAACUUUUUGCCAAGAGGGAUGAGACAAAAAGCCAGACAGAAAUUUGACUCUGGUUUCCAGACAUGUUAAAGGCCAGACGUGUACUACAGAAGCCUCUGUUUACAUGGCAGUUUCUUCUGUGUAAAAUUAACGAAUUAGGGCAGGAUUCCUGAAGGGCUGGGAAGAAGAUGGGGCGGGGGGAAUAGCUGGAUCCCCAAAUUCAAUAUGAACACAGCUCCAGUCUUGCUUACUUUUUCUUUGGGAUUUUUUUUUUUUUUUAAUUCCUGGGUAGAUGAUAAUAUUCUUAUUUGCUUUAGAGCCACUCAAGAUCUUACAAAACCAGAGCUGUAAUUUCUGCCUUUUAUACCAGCCCUGGAAGGGUUAUUCAGGAGCCUGCAGGGACAUGGGACAUGUCACCUGUUGAGGUAGAAAUGUCUCAGCUAAAUCCCAAAUCCUGGGGGAAGGGCAGGAACAGAAAUGGGAGACAGCUAUAAAAUUGCCAGCCUGGCAAAGUCAAGUUUGUUUAAAAGAGGCCGACACUCGGAUGUGCUGCUUUUUUCGUCAUGCCUGUUGGUGUAGAGUGAGAAAGCAGAAGCUUACAGCCACUAAGGUGUUCCAGUAAACCAGUUCCAGCCUUGCAGUUCUUGCAGUGUGCAACACACACACACUUUGUUGGGGUUAAAGGCCUGGUUCUUGGAUGCUACUGCUAAAUCCAUAUCGUUUGUUCAGCCUUUAUUGACAAAUGGUAAGACUGCCUUAGAACUAUGAAAUAAAAUGCAGUUUCUCCAGUGUUGGAAAAUCAGA
Molecule: messenger RNA, 2113 nt
Organism: Phacochoerus africanus (Common warthog)
Lineage: Eukaryota; Metazoa; Chordata; Mammalia; Artiodactyla; Suidae
Gene: PIGH
Product: phosphatidylinositol glycan anchor biosynthesis class H
Exons: 4
Coding region: 76-642 (188 amino acids)
Biological process (GO): GPI anchor biosynthetic process
Cellular component (GO): glycosylphosphatidylinositol-N-acetylglucosaminyltransferase (GPI-GnT) complex
Source: RefSeq, a predicted model, not a curated record